Olea europaea var. sylvestris is the source of this 1841-nucleotide messenger RNA. RefSeq names its product F-box/kelch-repeat protein At3g61590-like. The record is from RefSeq and is a predicted model, not a curated record. Bases 306 to 1685 code for a protein of 459 amino acids. Lineage: Eukaryota; Viridiplantae; Streptophyta; Magnoliopsida; Lamiales; Oleaceae. Gene Ontology annotation, molecular function: protein binding. The transcript has 2 exons.
AAAGAAAAAAUAAUGAAUAAUUUGUGGAAGAACACCUCAGCUCUCUUUUGUCCAAAUCAAAUAAAUCAAAAUCCCUAGUGAAAACCUGCACUUUUCGUUCAUUCCUCUCUGCCUGUCGAUUUUUGCUACAUAUUAGAACUUACAAGGCAAACAAAAUUAGGAAAAAUUCCCAAUCUCUCUCUUUCUCCUUUGCAUUGGUAGAAGAGAAUAAAUAUAUAAAGCAAAUUCCAAACUGGGUCAUUAUGUGUCUAUCCAAGAUUAUUAGUUAUUAUUUUUAGGCACAUAGCGUAUCUCUGUGUGCUUGAAUGUUUUGUUUUUCAAGAAUUAGAAGCGGCCUUUUAGCUUUCAUUGAUAUCUUUGUACCGUUUUCUCGAUGUUUUGAGCAAUCCAAGAAGACCCAUUUGUUCUUUGAUACCAAACGAGGCGUUUUGAGCUAUCAAAGGUUUUUACAAAUUUUCUUAAUGAUGGAAGCAGAAACUUCAUGGGUCAGUCAUUGCUUUGAUAAUAUUGAAAAUGACAGUGUAGAGUUCGACCCAUUCUUAGAGCUCAAAGAUGAAAAUAGCAAAGAAAUUGCUGCUGCAGUUUCUGUGGAUUUAAUAUUACCUGAUGACCUCUUGGAGCGAAUAUUAACCUGUCUUCCAGUUGCUAGCAUAUUUAGGGCUGGCUGUGUAUGUAAAAGAUGGCAUGAGAUAGUAUCUUCGAAAAGAUUCCUGAGGAAUUUUUCUUGUCUCCCAUCACAGAAGCCUUGGUACUUCAUGUUCACUAGCUCUGAUGAACCCGUUGGUUAUGCAUAUGAUCCCAUCCUUCGAAAAUGGCAUGGGAUUGACCUUCCCUGCAUUGAGAGAUCCAAUUGGUUUAUUGCUUCGUCAUGUGGCUUAGUUUGUUUCAUGGACAGUGAUAGCAGGAGCAGGCUGUAUGUCUGUAACCCCAUAGCAAAAUGCUUCAAGGGGCUCGAUGAGCCUCCGGGUCCUAAAUUUUCCGAUUACAGCGCACUGGCAAUCUCUGUGAACAGAGUAUCUCGCAGUUACAAUGCCUCCAUCAUAAAAUCUAAGCAAGUUCCAGGCGACUUUUUCCAGUGGGAUCUCUCAAUCCAUGUGUAUAAUUCAGAAACAAUGUCUUGGGUGACCACUUUGACGGAGGUUUUAACAGGAUGGCGAGCUGGUGAUGAGAGCGUGAUUUGUGAUGACGUCUUGUACUUCUUGAUUUACUCAACUGGUGGUGGUGGCAGUGAGAAUCGCCACGGACUUAUCGCGUAUAACCUUACAAGCCAAUUGUCCCACAGUUUAUUGAUGAGAAGUUUCAUCCCGGUGCCAUGUUCUCUUACAUGUGGUCGUCUGAUGAACCUGAAGGAAAAGCUUCUAAUGGUAGGAGGAAUCGGGAAACAGGAUCGACCUGACAUAAUUAAGGGAAUCAGGAUUUGGAGUCUGAACGGGAAGGAGUGGCAAGAGAUAGCCCGAAUGCCUCAUAGUUUUUUUCAAGGUUUUGGGGAGAUCGAUGAGGUUUUCGCAAGCAGCGGUACAGAUGAUCUCAUAUACAUACAGAGCUAUGGAGGACCCACUCUUCUUGUUUUCGAUGUUAACCUGAGGGAAUGGAAGUGGUCACAGAAAUGCCCAGUGUCAAAGAGGUUCCCUCUUCAUCUUUUUACUGGUUUUUGCUUCGAACCAAGGCUGGAAAUUGCUCCAUAGAGCGAUCGUCUUUGUUAUUUUCGAGCAGGGUUCAAACCCCUAUAUAUAUAUAUAUAUGCAGUUCUGACUAUCUAUUUUCUAUUUAAAUAUGUUACUUAUAAUGUCAUUUUUAACCUUGAAUACUUGGUUCGAUCUAUUUUUUUAUUUCCCCAUGAA